AUAUCACAUAAAAAUAAUUGUAAAAUAUUUAAAUUAUGAAUAAUUUAGCGAAACAACUGUGUCGCCUCAACAUUAGCCAUGGAAAUCUAAUUAAAAAUCAAAGCAACCUAUUGGCACGGAUAUCCCCUGCAGUGGUAGCAGCAGGAACGGCCGGUUUUCAUACAUCAAAUGCGCUGGGGGCACGAUACAAUAAACAUAAUACGGGACCUCAGAAAUGGCUGCAAUACAAUAAAAUUGUACAUCCACCCCAGGCACCCGAAGAAGAACCAAGAAAAGCGUAUGUCUGUCACAUGAGAACAAAUAUUAAAUACAGUCCCGAUAAAAUGUGGUAUAUUGCCUCCUUUGUACGUGGCAUGUCCGUAGAUGAGGCCCUUAAACAAUUGAAUUUUGUUUUGAAAAAGGGUGCCGUUGAUGUCAAAGAAGUUAUUCAGGAGGCAGUUGAAAUGGCCCAAAAACGACACAAUGUUGAAUACAAAAGUAAUCUGUGGAUUGCCGAAUCUUUUGUCGGCAAGGGUCGCGUUAUUAAAGGUUUUCGCCGCCAUGGUCGUGGUCGUUUUGGUCUAGUAGAAUAUAAACAUUGCCACUAUUUUGUACGCCUAGAAGAGGGUGAACCACCAAAGGAUUAUUAUCUGCCCAACCCGCAAACACCAUCGGAACAAUUUGAAAAAUGGUUGGAACAAAUGCGUAUGCGUAAAGUUAUCAAUUCACUGUAGU
Molecule: messenger RNA, 714 nt
Organism: Musca vetustissima
Lineage: Eukaryota; Metazoa; Arthropoda; Insecta; Diptera; Muscidae
Gene: mRpL22
Product: large ribosomal subunit protein uL22m
Exons: 3
Coding region: 36-713 (225 amino acids)
Biological process (GO): translation; ribosome assembly
Cellular component (GO): mitochondrial large ribosomal subunit; ribosome
Molecular function (GO): structural constituent of ribosome
Source: RefSeq, a predicted model, not a curated record